AUGGGUUUCUUCAUCCCCACCAGGGCCAGGAGUCCAGGCCUCCUCAACAUUCUGGAGGACAGCUUUUUCCAGGAGUUCCUCUCCAAAGACACCUGCUUCCAGAUUUCAGAUACGUUCCUCCUGGCUGUGGGGCUGGUCUCCUUCCGGUGUGCUAACCUGACGCUCUGUGAGCACAACCACAGCAGUUCUUGGCUCUAUGAACUUGACCCUUGACCUCAUGCCCUUGUGUUCCUUGCAAAUGAGAUGGAGGAGGACUUGGAGAAACCUAAAUGUGAGAUUUUUCCAUGGGCCCUGCAGGAAGAUUGGCAUUCCCGGGUGGGGAAGUUCCAGCACCCAAGGGACAUACUGUGGGCACGAAUGGGCUUCUAAGCCAGCGCUGUGAGCGGGUGAGGCUGGGCUGCCAUCCCAACUCACUGUCCACUCUACUCCUCCCAGGUCAUGGCCAACAAGCCAACCCACUGGGCCUGGACUUGGAAGUGGUGUCCCCACCAAGGUGAAGUUCAGAGGGAUUGCUGUCAGGCCUGGGGCCCCUUACCCCAUGUAUUAGGCUUCUCUAGAGGAACAGAAUCAACAGGAAGUAUAAUUAUAAAAGGGGGACCUAUUAGGUUCUCAUAUGUGACCGGAAGUGAUAGUCCACAAAAAUGGCCGUCUGCAGGCUGGAGAGCUGGGGGAACCAGUAGCUGGGCAGUUCAAGAGGCUGAAGCCCCAGAACUAGAGGGAUCAGUUCUACUCUAGUCUGAGACCAAAGGCUUCUUGAGAAUCCACCUUGAAAAGUGAAGAAGCGGGAGUCUAAUAUCCUCAGACGAUCACACCAGUAAUCAAGAACCUGUUCAAGAAGAAUUGAGCUUGCAUCUGCUGCUGCUUCCUCGGUUCUUCCAACUUUUAUUCCAUCCAAGCCAUCAUCCUAUUGGUUGGUGCUGCCCACGCUUAGGGAGGGUCUCCAUUUCAGUUGGCUAUUCCACAUGCCAAUCAUUCCUAGACAGAGUCUCACUGACAAACCCAUAACCCUCCUAAUCCUUGGAAUAUCUUAAUCCAAUCAAGUUGUGUUAGACCAGGACGCAAGAAAAGACC
This is a messenger RNA of Ictidomys tridecemlineatus (thirteen-lined ground squirrel), 1071 nucleotides long. Lineage: Eukaryota; Metazoa; Chordata; Mammalia; Rodentia; Sciuridae. The record is from RefSeq and is a predicted model, not a curated record.